GGAGUAAAAGAGUACGGUGCUGCUUUAAGAUCUUCAGGUCACGUGGUGACCUGUUCUGCCGCUGAUUGAAGCUUUUCCUUUUCAUAACAGCCGUGGAUUAGUCUUCACUAAACCACGGCCGAAGUUCGUGGACAAGGGCCAAAUGCAGGAACAAUCUGCUGCGCCUCCGCAGGACGAGGAGUAUGAGUAUGAAUAUGAUGAGACACAAACAGAGACGUUCCUCGUGGAUCUUGACCUCUCAUCAUUACAAUCUAACCUCAAAACAAAUGUGCCCGGAGCGCCGAAGCCAGUGACCCCGGGUAAACGACGACGAUCUGGUGCUGUUGCGCAAACACCGGAGCCAGCUGGACCAACGCCUAAUCCAUCAGGCACUCCUGAGGACCACUCUCCUUCUGCCACGGAGGGUCAAGGGACGCCUGCUCAUGAUGCAGAAGAUUCUGAUCAAGGUGCAUUGCCAAUCAUGACAAAAGCGCAAAUUUUGGGCCUCGAUACCACCAACCCGAUCAUCUCCUACCAGGAUCGAGUCUAUAGCUGUAUGUGGACCGAUAUGAUUGGCAGCAAUAUGUUUUUGGCACAGCCUGGGCUGAUAGAUUCCGGCGAGAUACUGCACUCAGCCGACGACUUCGACCUCAUUGGCACAUCACGAAUCAAACUCGUAGGCGAGCGAACGAAUCUGGUCAAGAAGAAGCCGUCUGCCUCAGAAGAGAACACAAUCGAGGAGGACGAACACCGACAGCCUACUGAAGCCCCAAAGACAUCCAACGGCGGCAGUUUGAGGGACAUCCGGACGCCAAACCCGAAAGUGGCCGCUCAGAUCAAGCGACAGGCAUCUUUUUUGGAGAACCUGAUGGAUAUCAAGCGCCGGCGCGGCGAAGGAGACAGUGUCCGAGCGCUUGAUGACGAAAAAUCUGCUUCAAACGGUACUUCCGAACUGCAUAACACAACACACAGCGAGUUUGAGGAGCCUAACAGGAAGGUGGACGACGGAGAAAAUGAAGCUCGUGCAGGGCUGCAAGGAAUUUAUUCUCGUCACGGUGAAAGAGCCGAGGAGCUACAAGAAAGUGCCCAGAUGCCCGAAGGCGAGGCAGGUUGAACAGAGCAAAACGCCCACACUUUUCCACACGCCAAUGAUCUUGCGCCAGAAAUUCAAAGACCAAGGACCAUCCAGGACAAGCCCUAUUAACAAC
This is a messenger RNA of Exophiala viscosa, 1187 nucleotides long. RefSeq lists its product as uncharacterized. Bases 143 to 1093 code for a protein of 316 amino acids. The transcript is spliced from 2 exons. The record is from RefSeq and is a predicted model, not a curated record. NCBI's taxonomy places the organism in Eukaryota, Fungi, Ascomycota, Eurotiomycetes, Chaetothyriales, Herpotrichiellaceae.